Molecule: messenger RNA, 681 nt
Organism: Acanthisitta chloris (rifleman)
Lineage: Eukaryota; Metazoa; Chordata; Aves; Passeriformes; Acanthisittidae
Gene: TMEM54
Product: transmembrane protein 54
Exons: 6
Coding region: 1-681 (226 amino acids)
Source: RefSeq, a predicted model, not a curated record
AUGUGCCAAGUGGGCCACCUCGACCCUGGCAGCCACCAGAAGGUGCUGAUGAAAACAGGCCUCAUCCUCCUCAUCUUUGGGCACCUCAACUUCAUCACUGGUGCCCUUGUCCAUGGCACUGUCCUCCGCUUCGUGGUCACCCGCCAGGAUGCCAUGUCCCUGCAGUAUGUCAUCAGCAACACUGCCUCUGUCAUCACUGCACUGCUGACCAUCUCCUGUGGAGUCACUGCCCUCAUGCUGUCCCGUUACCUGGGCCCUGCUGCCCUUAAAUGGCUUCUUCUCACCCUGAGCACCUGCAGCAGCCUGUGCUGCCUGUCCUGCCUGCUGGGGCUGGCUGUGGCCAUCGGGCUGACCCUGGGCAACCAGGGCCAGGCACUGCUGGCCCUGUGUGCUGACACCAACAUCGCCCUUGCCCCGGUGUCCCGCGAGUGUCCCUUCGAUCCCACCCGCAUCUACAGCUCCACGCUGUCCCUCUGGGCCAUCUCCCUCCUGCUCGAGUUGAUGGAGAUCAUCUUCAGCAUCCGCUGCCUCCUGCUCCCCCUCGACCUGCUGCGGCUCCUCGCCUGCCGCAGGGAACACCGGAGGAAGGUCUCCUUGCAGGCAGUCCCUGCGGAGAGCCCCAGCCCUGGGCAGUGCCUGGGAUUGCUCAGGCUGGACAGUGUGGAAAGUGCCCAGCUCUGA